This is a messenger RNA of Guillardia theta CCMP2712, 1848 nucleotides long. RefSeq lists its product as hypothetical. The coding region runs from base 1 to 1848 and encodes 615 amino acids. Lineage: Eukaryota; Cryptophyceae; Pyrenomonadales; Geminigeraceae. The record is from RefSeq and is a predicted model, not a curated record. The transcript is spliced from 11 exons.
AUGAUGGCAGGGGAGGAGGAGGAGCGACGGGGAGCGUGCGAGCUGCCGCCGAUCACACCGAGAGGAGGAGAACGACUGAUCUCCCCUCGUCCUCCUCCUCUCCCUUCCGAGAGCAGCUCGAGAGGAGGCAGGGCGAUCGUGGCUGGAGGCGGCAAGUUCCGACGAGACAACCUUGAGCUGCUGGAGGAGAGAUGGAGGAAUAGGAAGGCCCCGGCGACACGAGAGAGCGCUCCUCCUCCUCCCCGCGCCUUCAAGAUCUCUUCCUCUUCGGUGCCUCCUGUGCCUGUGCCGACGGCUGUUGAAGGGAGCGCAAGUUCCUGGGUGGAGCGGCAGCUGGAGCAGGUAAGGUUGUUUGCUUCAACACAGCUCGCGAGCUCCACAAAGCAGGAGGAGAGUGUCCGAAUUCUCUCGACGCUGCUGGCAGAGCUCAAGGAAAGGAAGUUUGAGUCGGCGGAGAGCGAGCAAGCGGAGUCAGAUGCCAAGGAGCAAGACCACGAGCGAGAGAUGGCCGAGUUCCAGGCCAUGAUGGCAGGGAACGACCUUGAAGCAGCGGAGCAGAAGCUCAAGGAGAUCAUUGCUGCUGCUGAAGAAGAUGGAGAGAUCGACGAGAACGAGCAAGCACAGAUCGACCAGGCCAAGGAGCACCUCCGCGCCAUGCAGGAGAAGAAGCGAGCCGCGGAGCAGCUCAAAGAAGAGCUGGAGAGAAAGGCAGCAGAGAAGGCCGAGCUGGCAGCGCUGAUGGCUUCCAACGACGUGAAGGCAGCGGAGAAGAAGCUGCGGGAGAUUAUAGCUGCAGCUGAAGAAGAUGGGGAGAUCGACGAGGAGGAGAUGAAAGAGAUUCAGAAAGCUCAGAAGGACCUGGAGGCGCUGAAGAAGAAGCAGGAGAGGCUGGACAAGAAGGUCAAGAGAGCUAAGGAGGAGGUGGAAACAAAGAAGCUCCCUCCCCACCGAGAGGAAAGGGUUAGGAUCUCCAUGGCGGCCAAGCAGACCGCGCAGGAGAGGCUGAGACUGGCAACGGAGCUGCGUGCUCUCAAAGGGAAGUACGAGGAGCUGGCUGCCGACUACAAAAAGCAGAUGUCGGACAUUCAGAAGGUGGAGGAAGCGUUCGCCCUGACCCUGCUCGAGCUGCAGACGUCGAGGGAGCUGGUAGUCGAGCUGAAAAAAGAGCUGGCAGAGAAGGUGCAGGAGAUAAACAUGCUGAAGAAGGAGAAGAGCAGACUGGAAAAUGAGGUUGAGAAGUAUUCGCAGCUUGCCAACGUCAGGAAGACACAACUUGUCGAGUUGAAACAAGCUUUCGACACUGUGAGGGCCAAGUGGGAGAAGGAGAACGGCGUGCUUACCUCGCAGCUAGACUCGGUCACUCAGAAGUUGGCGACUGUGUCCAAGGAGCUCGAGGAGGAGAGAAGGGAGAAGGAGAAGCUGGAGAGGAGCAGCAGGCGCAACGAGGAUCUCGCGAGGCUGGAGAAGGACUCGGCGAUGCUGGAGAGGACCAACGGUGACAAGCUGAGAAUCAGAUGCAUAGAGCUGGAUGAGGAGCUGAGUGAUGCGCAAACACGGUGCUCCCGGCAAGAGAGGGAGCUGGCGAAGCUGGAGGGCGAGAACUCGAGCCUGAAGCAACACCUGCAAGAAGCUGCUCUGUGGCACCAGGCUCGAGUUGCUGCUCGACCAACCACGAAGAAGCUGCUGACGCUGCCGGUCGACGCGCAGGAAGUGACAAUGCCACAGGUGUCGCUCUUUCUCAUAACGAGUCUCUCAAGGGUUCUGCGUAUCACGGAGUGUCCCAUCGGGCGCGAGUCGUUGAAGCUUCUGACGAGCUCGAAGAGAGCUGGGCUUCACUUGUACUUCUAG